Messenger RNA from Cuscuta campestris, 768 nucleotides. The record is from the annotation of a GenBank genome assembly. Lineage: Eukaryota; Viridiplantae; Streptophyta; Magnoliopsida; Solanales; Convolvulaceae.
AUCUCAGAUCUGAUGGAUAUAGGCGGCGUGAUAGAUCUGCAAGGGGGAGCGAUAGAGGCGCCGUUCCGCGGCGGAUCUACAUGGGAUGCUUCGUGACAGAUCUACAAAGGGGAGAGUUGGUGCGGCGGCAUUGUAAGGAGUGGUGCGGCGGUGAUGUACUGCAUGCACUUCGGGUGGAUUUGACGGAGGCAAUGCUUCAAAAUGAAACCCAAUUUGUAGAUGGCGCCUACAUCUACAGCUCUGACGACAAGGAGGAGGACGAGGUAAUCGUUCUCGAGAAUAACGAGAAUGUUGCCGAUGUUGCCCCGGUCAAAGCGAAAGAGCUAAUCGACCUUACCUCUGAAAGCGACUCUGUUAUUCAUCUGGAGAGCGAGGAGGUUGAGGUCAUAGUUCUUGAAACUGAUACUGAUGGCACAGAGGGAUCUGAUAUCACUCCAAUUUAGAAUUCUUCCCAGAUCUACUCAUGCAUGCACCUCCACAUUGAUAUGUUGAACAUCUUACUUCCCAGUCCAGACCCUAAUUUUUGGGCUUCGAAGUACAAUUAAAUAAAAUAUAUAUUAUAUUUUUUCCAUCAUCUCUGAUGGAGCCAAAAUUUCACCAUUUUUUGGCUUUGGGGUGUGAUGGAAUAAAUCAAAAUGGAUCUCUAAACUGUCUGCGCUUCUUUAAUUAAUGAAGUAGCAGUUAGUCAAGCAAUGCAACUUUCGACGUUGAGCCGGGGGUCUCUUUGGAAACAGCCUCUCUACUUUCGAGUAGGGGCAAGGUCUACGU